AUGAAUACGAUCACAAUAUAUACUCUUUAUCAAUAUUUACAAAAGUCUUUACAUAUCAAUAGUUCAUUUAUCACUAGUUUAUUAACAGAAGCUCAAAAGAAGUUUAAUACAUUUCAAAGAAAGAAGCAUCAUACUAUCUUAUACCCCUCAAGAUCAACAACAAUACUAUCUGCUGAAUCCUUCUUUUCAAAUCCUACCAAGAUACUACAGCAAUCAGGCAAUAUAACAACCAAAAAGAUUAUUAAUGAUAAUUAUGCAUCAACCGAAACUAUCAAAGUACACUCCCAUUCAGUCCCCGUCUGCCCCAGUUAUGUUGCACCAAGGGAGCCUAUUGUUUUAUGUCAUGGCCUAUUUGGUUUCGAUAUUCGAGGACCCGAAAGUAUCCCGGCAUUACAAGUCCAUUAUUGGGAUGGAGUGGAGGAUACAUUAGCGAAACUAGGUGCCAAGGUGAUCGUUACCAAGGUACCACAGGCAGGCAGCAUCUGGGAAAGAUCACUUGCUUUACACAACAUUUUAAAAUCCAUCCUCGUGGGGAAAAAAGUCAAUUUUGUUGCGCAUUCCAUGGGUGGCCUCGAUUGUCGACAUCUAUUAGCCAAUUAUCGUGAUCGAGAAUAUCAUGUGCAGUCAUUGACAACCAUCUGCACGCCUCAUCGUGGAUCGCCAGUCAUGGAUUGGUUUAGAGACCAUUUAGGCUUAGGGUCUGUGCAUGCUCCUUGGUGUCCCACUGAUUCGAGCACAAUGUUACUUCAGAAGCCUACAAUGCGGGAUCAAGCAACAGUUGCCGUGACAGCGACAGAUAAAUGGAGAAAGCUCGAUAAACUGAUCGUUGAUUGGUUUGAUGCACCCGCCUAUGCUCACUUGACAACCGAUUUUUGUAACCAAUAUUUUAAUCCAAAUACCCCCGAUGAUCCAACUGUAAAAUAUUAUUCAUAUGGAGCAUCUACGCAAUUUCCUGCUUGGUCCUCUUUGCUCAACUUGCCUGGGCGUAUGGUCUUUGAAAAAGAAGGAGAGAAUGAUGGCAUCGUGAGUGUCAAGAGUGCAAAGUGGGGUACUUAUGUAAAGACUAUUGAAGCCGACCACUGGGAUCUUAGUGGCAAGAGUUGUAUACCAUAUCGCUUUAGGUCAUUCAAGCCAAAUGAUCGACAAGAAUUUGAUAGACUUGAAUUUUAUGCUGAAUUAUCUACUCAUUUAUACAAUCAAGGACACUAA
Messenger RNA from Rhizopus microsporus ATCC 52813, 1209 nucleotides. RefSeq names its product alpha/beta-hydrolase. Lineage: Eukaryota; Fungi; Mucoromycota; Mucoromycetes; Mucorales; Rhizopodaceae. The record is from RefSeq and is a predicted model, not a curated record. Bases 1 to 1209 code for a protein of 402 amino acids. Gene Ontology annotation, molecular function: triacylglycerol lipase activity. The transcript has 4 exons.